CUUACGCUUCGGAAGUCUUAGAACAUGCCACCUAACAAGUGCUGCUAUUUUUCAAGCUCGCUUGCGGUCUCAUGUUGAAAAUGGCUAUCGUAACCCACUUGAAACUUCCCUUGGCAACCUAUACGUCUGUUCUGAUCUCCCUAUCGCUUCCUCUCGUCGAUUCGUCCGGGUCAAGUUUUAAGACUUUUUAUUGUUUGGUACAAACAGAAGGUCACCUAGUUAUAGUAGGUCAGCAUUUAUUAUUGUUCGUUGGUUUUUUUAUCUUUGAAAAAGGGGGUCACAGGGAGCGAACUUGAGCCGCUUCACAUUCAACGCAAGUGACGUUAAUGGUUGAUCACUACCUCCGGUGACACUAUUAUUUCAAUAUCUGCCUACUAAUUUGGGACUAGUGGCUAUUCCCUAUCAACUUUAACUCGGAUUGGGCUA
This is a messenger RNA of Lindgomyces ingoldianus, 426 nucleotides long. RefSeq lists its product as uncharacterized. The transcript has a single exon. Lineage: Eukaryota; Fungi; Ascomycota; Dothideomycetes; Pleosporales; Lindgomycetaceae. The record is from RefSeq and is a predicted model, not a curated record. Bases 72 to 296 code for a protein of 74 amino acids.